GAAGAAAAAGAAGAGAAGGAAAAAGAAGGUGUAUCUAGAUGAAUUUUUUUUUUUUUUUGUUUGUUUCUUUUUCCUUUUUUUCUUUUUCCUUUACAUCAUUGAAAAGCGAAUAGGAAAAAGGAAAAAUAAUAUAUUGUUAUCACGUGACUUCGACCUUCCUCAACCAUUUGAACGUUCUCUCUUAUAUGUCUUUAUCAUCCUUUGAGGAUCUUUUCAAGGAGGUUCAAAGAGAGGAAGAGAAAGAGAAAGAGAGAGAGAGAGAGAGAAAGAGAUAAAAAAGGAAGAAGGAAGAUAUAAGAAGAGUAAGAAAUAAAUCGAGUAUCAAAAUGGCGAAGAGUCAUCUUGGUGUUGAUUAUCACCCUUUCAAGAUCGUGGUCAAGACUAUUCUUCUACUCUGGAUUGCAGUUGAGACAAAUAGCGAUUCACAAGCAAAAUUUAAUGAGAGAUAUGACCUUGAUCGACCUUCAUAUCCUCCCUGGUACAAACAAUAUAUGCAUAAUAUUCAACCAAAGGUUAAUGUAGACGAUCAAAUAUUCUUCCCUAACGAAGGUGGUAAAUCUCAGAUGCGAAAUUUCGAAAAUCCAUACAUAUGCAAGAAUAAAACCUAUUGCGAGGAAACUCCUUAUUAUCCUAAUGAAUUCGUCAAGAAUAAAUUAGAAAAUAAUAAGAAUUUAAUGAAGUUCGCUUUUAAUGAUUUCAUACCGGAUCAAUUAGACUUAUCAGAAAGAAUAGACGCGAAGGACGAAUCGCCGAUGUGUCUAUCUCUUGAAAGAGUGAUUUAUCCUAAAACGGCACAAACUGUUAAGGGAGAGUGGCUAUUCGUAGCACAAAUGGAAGAUUAUUUUUCACAGGGCAUACGCAUCGAAACUUGUUUAGUAAACUCUGCACCGUGUAAAUUUGUUGAACAAAUAAAGGAUUAUGUGUCAAGUUGUGAACAAAAAUACAUUUAUCGUCAGCUUCUCGCAGUCGAUAAAGAACUUUUAACAACGGAAUUAUUUCGCUUCCCUUCGAGCUGCUGUUGCUCCGUCAAAUACGCCCGAUCUUAAUCAUAUCAGAAGAAAUAUUCAUUGCUUUACUAUCGUU
This is a messenger RNA of Vespa mandarinia (Asian giant hornet), 1083 nucleotides long. It is a transcript of the gene spz, whose product is annotated as Spaetzle domain-containing protein. Gene Ontology annotation, cellular component: extracellular region. Lineage: Eukaryota; Metazoa; Arthropoda; Insecta; Hymenoptera; Vespidae. Gene Ontology annotation, molecular function: growth factor activity; Toll binding. Gene Ontology annotation, biological process: central nervous system formation; innate immune response. The record is from RefSeq and is a predicted model, not a curated record.